This is a messenger RNA of Porites lobata, 4678 nucleotides long. NCBI's taxonomy places the organism in Eukaryota, Metazoa, Cnidaria, Anthozoa, Scleractinia, Poritidae. The record is from the annotation of a GenBank genome assembly.
GGGUUACAAGAGGUUACAGGGGGUUACAAGGGGUUACAGGGGGUUACAAAGGGUUACAGGGGUUACAGGGGGUUACAAGGGGUUACAGGGGGUUACAAAGGGUUACAGGGGGUUACAAAGGGUUACAGGGGGUUACAAGGGGUUACAGGAGGUUACAGGGGUUACAAGGGGUUACAGAGGGUUACAAAAGGUUACAGGGGGUUACACGGGGUUACAGGGAGUUACAACAAGGGGUCACAGAGGGUUACAAGGGGUUACAUGGGGUUACAGGGGGUUACAAGAGGUUACAAGGGAUUACAAGGGGUUACAGGGGGUUACAAAGGGUUACAGGGGGUUCCAAGGGGUUACAACGGGUUACAGAAGGUUACAAGAGGUUACAGGGGGUUGCCAGGGGUUACAGGGGGUUACAAAGGGUUACAGGGGUUACAGGGGGUUACAAGGGGUGACAGAGGGGUUACAAGGGGUUACAAGGGGUUACAGGGGUUACAGGGGUUACAGGGGUUACAAGGGGUUACAAGGGGUUACAAAGGGGUUACAAGGGGUUACAAGGGGUUACAAGGGGUUACAAGGGGUGACAGACACUACCAGAUGGUUACAGAUGAUUACAGGGGUGUUGCAAUGGGUUAUAGGGUGGUUAAUAACUACAACAUGAAAUUAUUUACCUGCACUAGCCUCACACAACAAAAAGCUGAUUUCCAGGUUGGGCGUAGGCAACCACACAUAACAAUUGAAAUUAGAAGCAGUAUGGUGUUCACUAUCGGAAUGCAAAUUUUUUAUGAAAUUUUUACAGGGUAAUUAAGCUUAAGUAAAAAUUUACACAUUUCAGGGAGUUUACUAUGUACCGUAUGUAAUGGUGGGCAAAAGUUCUUGUAGAAUAUAAUGACUUUAAUUCAGCUUUAAGAUAUUUAUACGCAUACAAACUUAAAAAUCAGAGAGAUCCAGCAAAAGGCAAAGAGCAAGAAGUUUGCUUUUAAAUUCUGAAACAAGCUGUGCUCUUUUUGCAUGGUAAGAAAGAUUGUUCCAGAGCAUUGGUUUCACCACUAUACCUAGCACUGCAUGUGUGUUUGAGGAAAUUAGUUUUUGCCUUGGAUUAGUGCUAUAGAUCAGAUCAUGCAGUUUCAAGAUUCCUAAGGUUAUAGUUGACUUAACCAUCAUUGAGUUUUGUAAAGGAUCAAGACUCUCACAUGGGGAGAAGGUAAUGAUCAUAGAGGAUAUUGUACAUGAGGGUAGCCCUAUCCUUGGUUUGCAACCAUGUGACAAGGCGGCCAUGUUGGGGGUCAAAAGAAUAGAAUUUUUUCUGGAAGAAUUUACAUGAAAAUAGAGUUUAGUUCCCAGAGGAGAGGAAAGCUUUUGUUCUUGAGCACCAACAUGGCCGCCGUGACGUGAUGUGCGUGCAAACCAGCUCUUCUAUAAAAUAAUGCCUGAUUUUGAGGCUUUUCUAUUUCAAUUUAUCAAUCUACCAAUCUAAUGGCAUAAUGGUAAACUCGUAAUGUCUUUACCUGUACAGUUUGGACUUAUUUUGUGAUUUAUCUUUCAGUUGCUCUCUACAAGUAUUCGACACGGAAAAACAGUUAUAAAAGUAAGUAACGGGCGUAACAUGAGGUUAUAGGGGUUACAAAAGGUUACUCGGGAUUACAGGAGUUACAAGGGGUUACAAGAGGUUACAGGGGGUUACAGGGGGUUACAAAGGGUUACAAGAGGUUACAGGGGGUUACAAGGGGUUACAGGGGGUUACAAAGGGUUACAGGGGGUUACAAGGGGUUACAAGGGGUUACAAGGGGUUACAGACAGUACCAGAUGGUUACAGAUGAUUACAGGGGUGUUGCAAUGGGUUAUAGGGUGGUUAAUAACUACAACAUGAAAUUAUUUACCUGCACUAGCCUCACACAACAAAAGCUGAUUUCCAGGUUGGGCGUAGGCAACCACACAUAACAAUUGAAAUUAGAAGCAGUAUGGUGUUCACUAUCGGAAUGCAAAUUUUUUAUGAAAUUUUUACAGGGUAAUUAAGCUUAAGUAAAAAUUUACACAUUUCAGGUAGUUUACUAUGUACCGUAUGUAAUGGUGGGCAAAAGUUCUUGUAGAAUAUAAUGACUUUAAUUCAGCUUUAAGAUAUUUAUACGCAUACAAACUUAAAAAUCAGAGAGAUCCAGCAAAAGGCAAAGAGCAAGAAGUUUGCUUUUAAAUUCUGAAACCAGCUGUGCUCUUUUUGCAUGGUAAGAAAGAUUGUUCCAGAGCAUUGGUUUCACCACUAUACCUAGCACUGCAUGUUUGUUUGAGGAAAUUAGUUUUUGGCCUUGGAUUAGUGCUAUAGAUCAGAUCAUGCAGUUUCAAGAUUCCUAAGGUUAUAGUUGACUUAACCAUCAUUGAGUUUUGUAAAGGAUCAAGACUGUCACAUGGGGAGAAGGUAAUGAUCAUAGAGGAUAUUGUACAUGAGGGUAGCCCUAUCCUUGGUUUGCAACCAUGUGACAAGGCGGCCAUGUUGGGGGUCAAAAGAAUAGAAUUUUUUCUGGAAGAAUUUACAUGAAAAUAGAGUUUAGUUCCCAGAGGAGAGGAAAGCUUUUGUUCUUGAGCACCAACAUGGCCGCCGUGACGUGAUGUGCGUGCAAACCAGCUCUUCUAUAAAAUAAUGCCUGAUUUUGAGGCUUUUCUAUUUCAAUUUAUCAAUCUACCAAUCUAAUGGCAUAAUGGUAAACUCGUAAUGUCUUUACCUGUACAGUUUGGACUUAUUUUGUGAUUUAUCUUUCAGUUGCUCUCUACAAGUAUUCGACACGGAAAAACAGUUAUAAAAAGUAAGUAACGGGCGUAACAUGAGGUUAUAGGGGUUGCAAAAGGUUACUCAGGGAUUACAGGAGUUACAAGGGGUUACAAGAGGUUACAGGGGGUUACAGGGGUUACAAGGGGUUACAAAGGGUUACAGGGGUUACAAAGGGUUACAAGAGGUUACAAGGGUUACAGGUUACAAGGGGUUACAAAGGGUUACAGGGGUUACAAAGGGUUACAGGGGUUACAAAUUUUUACAGGGUUACAGGGGUUACAGGGGUACAAACUUAAAAAUCAGGGGUUACAGGGGUUACAGGGGGUUACAGGGGUUACAGGGGUUACAAAGGGUUACAGGGGUUACAAGGGGUUACAGGGGUUACAGGGGUUACAAGGGGUUACAAGGGGUUACAGGGGUUACAAGGGGUUACAAGGGGUUAUAGGGGUUACAAGGGGUUGACAGACAGUACCAGAUGGUUACAGAUGAUUACAGGGGUGUUGCAAUGGGUUAUAGGGUGGUUAAUAACUACAACAUGAAAUUAUUUACCUGCACUAGCCUCACACAACAAAAAGCUGAUUUCCAGGUUGGGCGUAGGCAACCACACAUAACAAUUGAAAUUAGAAGCAAUAUGGUGUUCACUAUCGGAAUGCAAAUUUUUAUGAAAUUUUUACAGGGUAAUUAAGGUUAAGUAAAAAUUUACACAUUUUUAGGUAGUUUACUAUGUAUGUAAUGGUGGGCAAAAGUUCUUGUAGAAUAUAAUGACUUUAAUUCAGCUUUAAGAUAUUUAUACGCAUACAAACUUAAAAAUCAGAGAGAUCCAGCAAAAGGCAAAGAGCAAGAAGUUUGCUUUUAAAUUCUGACACCAGCUGUGCUCUUUUUGCAUGGUAAGAAAGUUUGUUCCAGAGCAUUGGUUUGACCACUAUACCUAGCACUGCAUGUGUGUUUGAGGAAAUUAGUUUUUGGCCUUGGAUUAGUGCUAUAGAUCAGAUCAUGCAGUUUCAAGAUUCCUAAGGUUAUAGUUGACUUAACCAUCAUUGAGUUUUGUAAAGGAUCAAGACUCUCACAUGGGGAGAAGGUAAUGAUCAUAGAGGAUAUUGUACGUUAGGGUAGCCCUAUCCUUGGUUUGCAACCAUGUGACAAGGCGGCCAUGUUGGGGGUCUAAAGAAUAGAAUUUUUUCUGGAAGAAUUUACAUGAAAAUAGAGUUUAGCUCCCAGAGGAGAGGAAAGCUUUUGUUCUUGAGCACCAACGUGGCCGCCGUGACGUGAUGUGCGUGCAAACCAGCUCUUCUAUAAAAUAAUGCCGGAUUUUGAGGCUUUUCUAUUUCAAUUUAUCAAUCUACCAAUCUAAUGGCAUAAUGGUAAAGUCGUAAUGUCUUUACCUGUACAGUUUGGACUUAUUUUGUGAUUUAUCUUUCAGUUGCUCUCUACAAGUAUUCGACACGGAAAACAGUUAUAAAAGUAAACGGGCGUAACAUGAGGUUAUAGGGGUUUCAAAAGGUUACUCAGGGAUUACAGGAGUUACAAGGGGUUACAAGAGGUUACAGGGGUUACAAGGGGUUACAGGGGUUACAAAGGGUUACAGGGGGUUACAAGGGGUUACAAGAGGUUACAGGGGUUACAAGGGGUUACAGGGGGUUACAAAGGGUUACAGGGGGUUACAAGGGGUUACAGGAGGUUACAGGGGGUUACAAGGGGUUACAGGGGGUUACAAAGGGUUACAGGGGGUUACAAGGGGUUACAUUGGGUUACAAAGGGUUACAGGGGGUUACAAGGGGUUACAGGAGGUUACAGGGGGUUACAAGGGGUUACAGAGGGUUUCACAAGGGCUACAAGGGAUUGGAGGGGGUUACAAGAGGUUACAGAGGGUUACAAAGGGUUACAAGGGGCUACAAGGGAUUAGAGGGGGUUACAAGGGGUUAC